GUCCCUCAGCCAGCAGAGUAUCUGAUUGGCUUUCCUGCUGUCCUCCAGCAUCUUGGCUCAGUUAACAGGGCUCUGAUGCCUUUACUUUCAGUUUCCUUUCUGCUGCAGCCUGUGAUGCUCUCAGCAGUGUGUGUGUGGUGUACUCCCAGAGAGAGCAGCAGAGGAGCAGAGGCAGGGAAGCAGAGGGGAGUCUGAAGCAGCUGGGACCUGCUCUUGCACCUGUGGGAUGGGGACCAGACAAUGGCUUUGUAUUCUUCUUGCAGAUUCUUCUUGCAGAUUCUUCUAGGUUGGCAAGUUGCCAUGAUCGGAUCCCAAAUGAUGGCUCCCAUUUGUCUGGUGGAAAACCAGAAGGAUUGGCUGUAUGUGAACCAGAAAGCCAUAGAGAUUCUGAACAAGAUUUCGCAGCCAGUGGUAGUUGUGGCUAUUGUUGGAUUGUACCGUACAGGGAAGUCCUACCUGAUGAACCGUCUGUUAGGACAGAAUCACGGCUUCCCUCUGGGCUCCACUGUGCAGUCUGAAACCAAGGGCAUCUGGAUGUGGUGUGUGCCCCAUCCCACUAAACCAAACAACACCCUGGUUCUUCUGGAUACUGAGGGCCUGGGUGACGUGGAAAAGGUUGACCCUACAAAUGACUCAUGGAUCUUUGCCCUGGCUGUGCUUCUGAGCAGCACCUUUGUCUACAACAGCAUGGGCACCAUCAACCACCAGGCCCUGGAGCAGCUGCAUUAUGUCACAGAACUCACUGAGCUGAUCAGGGCAAAGUCUUCCCCAAGUCCUGAUGGAAUAAAGAAUUCCACAGAGUUUGUGAGUUUCUUCCCAGACUUCAUCUGGACUGUUCGGGAUUUUACCCUGGAGCUGAAGUUAGAUGGAAAGAGCAUCACGGAGGACGAGUACCUGGAGAACGCACUGAAGCUGAUCCCAGGCAAUAGUACCAGAAUCCAAGCAUCCAAUCUGCCCAGAGAGUGCAUCAGACGUUUCUUCCCUAAACGGAAGUGUUUUGUCUUUGACCGGCCAACAAAUGACAAAGAACUGUUAUGCAAAAUUGAGACUAUCUCAGAAGACCAACUGUAUCCUAAGUUCCAGGAACAAAUGAGGGCUUUUGUUUCUUACAUCUUCACCGAGGCAAAGAUCAAGACACUCAGAGAGGGAAUUAAGGUCACUGGGAGUCGAUUGGGGACUCUGGUGACGACCUACGUGGAUGCCAUCAACAGUGGAGCUGUGCCUUGUCUGGAUGAUGCGGUGACAACUCUGGCCCAGCGUGAGAACUCAGCAGCUGUGCAGAAGGCAGCUGAGCACUACAGUGAGCAGAUGGGCCAGCGACUGAGGCUCCCCACAGACACGCUCCAGGAGCUGCUGGGUGUGCAUACAGCCUGUGAGAAGGAAGCCAUUGCUGUCUUCAUGGAGCACUCCUUCAAGGAUGAAAACCAGCAAUUCCAGAAGAAACUGUUGGAAUUAAUAGAUGAGAAGAAAAGCAUGUUCAUGUUGAAGAAUGAAGAAGCAUCAGAUCAAUACUGCCAGGAAGAACUCAAUCGUCUUUCAAAGGCUUUUAUAGAAAAUAUUUCAACAUUUUUUGUUCCUGGAGGGCACAGGCUCUACAUGAAAAUGAGGAAGAAGAUUGAGGAUGACUAUUGGCAGGUGCCCCGAAAAGGGGAGAAGGCAAGUGAAGUCUUCCAGAGAUUUCUGAAGUCACAGGCCACCAUCGAGAGUUCCAUCCUGCAGGCAGAUACAGCCCUCACAGCUAGGGAGAAGGCCAUUGCAGAGGAGCGGGCCCAGAAGGAGGCAGCAGAGAAGGAACAAGACCUGCUUAGACAGAAGCAGGAGGAGCAGGAGCAACUAAUGGAGGCUCAAAAGAGAAGUCACAAGGAAAACCUCGAACAACUGAGAAUGAAGCUGGUGCAGGAGAGAAAGCAGCUCAUAAGAGACCAGGAAAAGAUGCUGGAGAAGCAGCUGCAGGAUCAAAAGGCUUUGCUUGAAGAAGGAUUUAAGAAGAAAUCUGAGAAAAUGAGUGGAGAAAUAGAGCGAUUGAAAUCUAACCUCAAGGAUAUGAAGGAAAACAGUGGUUCCAUUUUAGAGAAUAUUCUAAAAGAAUUUGCUAAAGCAAUCUGUGGUCCUUUUUUCUUGAUCAUGGACAUUAUAGAUGGCCUUACUUCAUCAUUUAAAUAGGAUUUAUUUAAAUCUUUUUUAAAAAGUCUUCUUUGGAUGAAAUGAUGAUCCAUGAAUAUAUACUUUGUCUUUCUUUGAAGCUUCAUGUUUUCAUUUUCAUUCAGCCAACUAAACAGAAGAGUGUGGAUUAGAGGACAUCCAUGCCUCACCUGAAGUACAUAGAACAUGCGUACACAUGAUGGAGGAAGGUCAUUGGCUAAUAAAGAAACUGCUUUGGCCCAUUUGAUAGGCCAGCCUUUAGGUGGGUGGAGUAAUGGGAGGAAGAGGAAGUGAGCUCAGACUCGACAGCUCUGCUCUCUGGAGCAGACUCCAUGCUCCCCUCUCCCCGGCAGACGCAAUAAAGCUCCGACCCAGGGUGGACGUAGGCUAGAAUCUUCCCGAUAAGCACACCUUGGGGUGCUACACACAUGAAUAGAAAUGGGCCAAGCAGUGUUUAAAAGAAUACAAUGCAUGUGUUGUUAUUUCGGGUAUAAAGCUAACCAUGCGGGAGCCGGGCAGGACGAAAAGCAGGCCUGCAGCUCCCUACUACAUACACACGUUUGCACAGUGUUUGCUUUUAGGGGACAAAUUUUGAAACCAUUUGUAUGAAAGUGAUGUGAUUAGUUAUUGUACACUGUGACAGUUACUGUUGGCCAACUUGACUGGGUACAGAAUCACCUAGGACACAAGCUCAUCUGCACCUGUGAAGACCAUCUCAUCUAGGUUAGCUUGUAGGGGCAUCAUCUCAGGUUACUAUGGUAGGAAACCCACCUCAUGGGUGGGUAGCACCAUCCCUCUGGACUUGGGACCUAGUUAGAAAGUAAAAGAAAGCAGGACACUAACGUCCAUCACUUGUGACAUACCAAUGGGAUGCCAUGUGAUCAACCAGCCCCCAGUUCUUUCUGCAUGCCUUCUCUACCAUGCUAAAUAUAUCACUUGCAGCCAUGAGCUCGAACAACCCUUUUUUUUUUCUUAAGUUGCUUUUGUUGGGGUAUUUUGUCAUUGAUAGUUGGUGUGGGAGGUUCUUCUGUCUAUGUGUUGCUCUCAUUGGUGUAAUAAAGAAACUGCUUUGGCCUUUUGAUAGGGCAGAACUUAGAUAGGUGGAGUAGACCGAACUAAAUUCUGGGAAGAAAGGCAGUGUGGCAGACACCAUGAAGCUCCUGCCUGAGACCGAUGCUGGUUAGAAUCUUUCCCAGUAAGCCAUGACCUUAUGGUGAUACACAGAUUGGUGGAAAUGGGUUAGAUCAGGAUGAGAAAGUUAGCCAAGAAGAGGCUAGAUAUAAUGGGCCAGGCAGUAAUUUAAUUAAUAAAAUUUUCUAUGUGGUUAUUUCAGAGGUUAAGCCAGGACACAGCCCACUCCUUCUACAACAGAUAGUGUUGUAAUGGUGAUAAAUUUGGAAACUACUUAAACAUCAUUGAAUAAGAUUGGUAACAAAUUUUAAUGUCUUGAUCCUGGGUUACUAUAUAGCCAAGAAACAAAUGUCAAUCAAGCUUCCUGUAUACUAACGUAAAUUCAGCUUAAAGAUUUCUUAUAAAAUAAAGUGGAAACUCCAUGUUAUAGUGUGAUUGAUAUUACAGAUGCUCCUAUCCCACGCAAAUGCACAGGAGCACAGAUCAAUUGCCUCCGGAAGAUUAAUGGGAUACCGAUCCUUUGGUUUCAUCUCUGGAGAACAAAUUGGAAUCAAAACUUGAAGAGACAUAUGUAUUUCUUUAUGUACUAGUCUUUUAGGUUUUAUAAAGGAUGCUGGGAAAACAGUAUGUUUGCAUUUUAAAUGGGUGAUAAAGGAAAAUGCACUAUUUCUUGAUGGCAUUUCUGUUUCUAGAAACAGCAGAAGCUUUCAGACGAUAGCUAAGAUGAGGACUUGAUUGCCAGGAAGCAAAAUGUUGGCACCUUAAUGAUGUUUUUCCUUUGAGGCUUUUAAUAAAAAUAAUUUAUAUAACAAUCUUAUCUAACCCAAUAUAUCAAAAUAUUAUUUCCAUGUGAAGUCAAUAUAAUUUGUGCAUGCAUGCCAUCUUUUAACAUUAUAUUUAUUUAGUUGCAAAGUAAGAGGAAACUGUAUU
Messenger RNA from Chionomys nivalis (European snow vole), 4203 nucleotides. Its product is annotated as guanylate-binding protein 6-like. Gene Ontology annotation, molecular function: GTP binding; GTPase activity. The transcript has 11 exons. Bases 241 to 2163 code for a protein of 640 amino acids. Gene Ontology annotation, biological process: defense response to protozoan; defense response to Gram-positive bacterium. The record is from RefSeq and is a predicted model, not a curated record. Lineage: Eukaryota; Metazoa; Chordata; Mammalia; Rodentia; Cricetidae.